Messenger RNA from Botrytis fragariae, 921 nucleotides. Its product is annotated as putative short chain dehydrogenase reductase sdr protein. Lineage: Eukaryota; Fungi; Ascomycota; Leotiomycetes; Helotiales; Sclerotiniaceae. Bases 1 to 921 code for a protein of 306 amino acids. Gene Ontology annotation, molecular function: oxidoreductase activity. The record is from RefSeq and is a predicted model, not a curated record. The transcript is spliced from 2 exons.
AUGUCGAAACCAGAGUUUACCCUGAGAAUCUCAAUAUAUCCUUCAAUUGAACCUAAGCAAUUCGAACAGUCCUUGUCUGGUAAAGUUGCGCUAGUUACAGGCUCAGGUAGAGGUAUUGGGAAACAUAUCGCAUAUGCUCUUGCAAAAUCGGGGGCAUCUGUCGCAAUAACUGGAAGGACUGAAAAUCAGGUAGACGAGACUACUCAAGAACUUUCGAAAUCUUUCCCAAAUGUGAAAGUAAUCGGAGUUGUCGGAGAUGUCUGUAAGCGAUCCGAUUUGGAACGUUUGGUUCAAGAGGUUACUAGCAAACUUGGCCCCAUCGAUAUUCUUAUCAACAAUGCUGGCACAAAUACUUUUAUGCCCUUCCAUAUUACAGACGCAGACGAAUGGUGGAAGCAAAUGGAAAUCAACAUUAAAGCGCCAACAGAAUUAACAAGACUCAUUCUUCCUUCGAUGCAGAAACGGAAUUCCGGUACGAUAAUUUUCACGAGUUCUCGAGCAGCAGGUGCGGACUUGCCUUGGGCUUCAGGGUAUUCGUGUGCAAAGACAGCCAUUACAAGAUUUGGAGGUGUUUUACAAACAGAAUUGAAUAUACUUCAGAAGGAUACGUUUGGCUUCGAGGAAAACGGUAUCUCAGUAUUCUCGAUUCAUCCUGGUGAGAUCAAAACCGGGUUGCAUCAGACCGCUUAUCCGGAGAAGACAAAGGUUGAGGCACCAUAUGUCAUUGAAAUGAUGGCCAGAUUACAUAAAUCACACCCAGAGUUCAGUAUCGAUUUGCCAGCUUGGACGUGUGUUUAUUUGGCUGCUGGAAAAGGGUCAGCUUUAAGAGGUCGAUUGGUAGAUUGCACCAGGGAUUUGGAAGAAGUAACAAAUUUUGUGACGUCUUCGCCUAAGCUGAAGAUCACAAAUGCUUGCAGCUGA